CAGCACCUGCCCUGCAUUCCAAAAUGGCGAUGUUGUCUGUCGAACAGCGGGUGCGAUGUGUUCGCCUUUUCUCGAUAACGGGCAGUGUUUCCGAGGUGCAACGCAGGAUGUUGGAGGAAUUUGGACCGCCUGAAGUGCAUAGGGACACGAUCUCCCAAAUAAACGAAAUAUUUGACCGGACUGGUAGCGCCAAUCACCCGAAUAAUCCUGGACCAUCGAAAAGCGUGCGAACUGACGAUAUAAAGAAUUGUCUUCGCGCCGAACUGGAAUCGUCCCCGCAUAAAUCGGAGUCAUCCAGACAAUUGUCUGCAAAGCUGAACAUUGGUAAAACAAGUGUGCUGAGGAUGUUGCAUGAAAUGAAACACACGCCCGACCAUCCACAUAAAUCUGCAAUGCCUUCAAAAGGUCGCAAAAGGAAGGUACAGGUGAAUGAGGAAGUGCCCUCUGCAGAUGGAGUGCAAGAAACAAAGAAGACCAAAGUGGCAUCAGGAGACAUGAAGGUGGUUAUUGAGCACUGCAAUAGCUGACGAGUAUAUCCGCGCAAUGCUGUUGCCCUGCAAAAGGCUAUUGAAGAGGCACACCCCAGUAUACCUGUGGAGUUAAACCCUCUCAAGCCUAGGCGAAACAGUUUUGAAGUUACAUUUGUGAAUGCUGCUGGAACAGAAAUAAGUUUAUGGUCUGGCCUUAAGAAGGGUCCACCGCGCAAACUGAAAUUUCCUGAUACAGCAGUUGUCCUCGAUGCUUUAAAAGGAGCACUUUAAUUUUAGUCACCUGAUGAAGAAAGAGGAGGCACCUGACUUUUCAGUUGUGGAGCAUCCAAUGACGAGGAAUGACCAAUGGAGCACCACCUCCAGUUACUCCUCUGAUGAAUUUGUAGCUUUGCAAUUGAGAAUGUGAUAUGUGCAGUUGAUUUGUUUGUUUUUUUUUAAGACUUUGUUUGGUUUUCUUUAUAUUCUUAAUAAAGUAAAAUUAAUAACA
Polypterus senegalus (gray bichir) is the source of this 978-nucleotide messenger RNA. It is a transcript of the gene selenoh, whose product is annotated as selenoprotein H. The record is from RefSeq and is a predicted model, not a curated record. The transcript is spliced from 5 exons. Gene Ontology annotation, cellular component: Golgi apparatus. Lineage: Eukaryota; Metazoa; Chordata; Cladistia; Polypteriformes; Polypteridae.